AUGCUACCGAGAAUUUUUGUUAUUGGCAGUGAACGGGGUUUGACUGGGAGGUUUGUGAAGCACUUCUGCGAUCCCGUCAUUAAAGUCCUCGCCACAACUCAGCUCUCAAAUCUUACUUUCGGCGACUAUCAUGCUGCAGACCCUUCAGAUGCCUCGAGAAAUGUGCCAGACGUAGUCAUGCUCAUGCUGCCGGAAUCAGAGGCUAUGGCAGUCGGGAAACUGAAGACCUUCUGGACCGUACGGCUUGAGCGGCACCCAAUCAGUGAUGGCUAUAUGGCUUUAUUCCCUCUAGAAGCCCAUCUAGGUAAUUUCUUAUAUGCGAUCACGUGA
Aspergillus alliaceus is the source of this 330-nucleotide messenger RNA. RefSeq lists its product as uncharacterized. The record is from RefSeq and is a predicted model, not a curated record. The transcript is spliced from 2 exons. Lineage: Eukaryota; Fungi; Ascomycota; Eurotiomycetes; Eurotiales; Aspergillaceae. Bases 1 to 330 code for a protein of 109 amino acids.